AUGGAGAAGCCCGUGUACUUGGCAGAACCAGUAGUUGUAUUACUCUUCCUUCACGUACUGCUCAGCUCGAUCAUGGUGGCAAUUCAGAACUUGUCCCUCAGAUCAAUGUCCUUCCUGCACACCUACGUUGCUUGCUGCGCAUGCUUAUCAGCGGUUCCCGAUGAGCAACAUCCCCUGAGCAGUGCAGCAGGUGAAGCAAGAGGAGGUGACUGCAAUCUCCGGAUCGAAGACGUGCAGAUUAUUCUGGGAAGAAUGGGUUUAGGCGAGCAGCAGCUCCAGGAGAAGACGGAGGACUUCGACCACCUCCCUGAUCUGUUCGCAGACGAGGAGCCGAGUCUGGAUGAGUUGAAGCAGGCCUUCUCUGUUUUCGAUGAGAACGGCGAUGGGUUCAUCGACGCGGUGGAGCUGCAGACAGUUCUCGCCAAGCUCGGGAUCGCAGAAGCGUCGGAUUUAGAUGCAUGCCGGAGGAUGAUCGCAGCUCAUGAUCGAAAUCGCGACGGAAGGAUUGAUCUGAUCGACUUCGUUAAGUUCAUGGAGAUCAGCUUGUGCUGA
This is a messenger RNA of Musa acuminata AAA Group (dessert banana), 552 nucleotides long. Its product is annotated as probable calcium-binding protein CML46. Gene Ontology annotation, molecular function: calcium ion binding. Lineage: Eukaryota; Viridiplantae; Streptophyta; Magnoliopsida; Zingiberales; Musaceae. The record is from RefSeq and is a predicted model, not a curated record. The transcript has a single exon. The coding region runs from base 1 to 552 and encodes 183 amino acids.